Ascochyta rabiei is the source of this 951-nucleotide messenger RNA. RefSeq lists its product as uncharacterized. The record is from RefSeq and is a predicted model, not a curated record. The transcript is spliced from 3 exons. Bases 1 to 951 code for a protein of 316 amino acids. Lineage: Eukaryota; Fungi; Ascomycota; Dothideomycetes; Pleosporales; Didymellaceae.
AUGAGCAAAGCGGGAACUGGCCAGAGCAGCCGACAGAUGAUAUUGCUGCCGUCGAAAGUUGACCGGGAUUCUAGAGAAACUUCGAGACUGCAGACUGCCUUGGAGAACUACGGUGUUUGCGUCGCUUUUGACGACCCAGAGAGCUCGACUCACGGCGAGCUCGUGCCUUUCGACGAGGGAAACGCACAGAUUGUGAGGAGCACUUUGUUCUGGGAACCUCCAGUGCGGUCCUUGGGAAGUGAGCUUUUGCUCACGAUGAAACGCUCGGGCUGGAAACCUGCUUACAGCCGAAAGUCAGCCACUGGUCAAACCUACUUUUACGGAGACCAACCAAUUCACUCGUACUUCUUCAAGCCACACUACGCGCCACAGUUCUCACCUCCGGUAUCUUCUAAUCCAGGAGAUUUCAUCAUGAUUGACGGAGCACUUGUCGAAGAGUACGCGCUUAUGGAGCUCGAUUUCAAGUACCGAAGGACGGCCAGUGCGGAGUACGAGCUUGCUGGCUGGCUCACGUUCGGCGACAUCGAAGGCCUCAUCGAGCGCUCUUUCAUGCUAAGAGAGAACCAGUACCGUGCGCAUUACCGCCAGUCGCCAGCAGUGCAAUGGACCAGUCAGCCUACCACGUCAGGCAUCCAGACAAGUUUCGAUCAGCACUGCGCGUCGUCAACGGCCUCGACCACUUCUGAAUCCUCGAGAAGGAGCUGUGCAAGUACCCAGAGAGGCCAGGGUGAUGACGAGAAAAUCGACACUCCUCAUACGAGCCAGCUCGACCGCGCUGAUGUGAAAAGUGCAUGGGGUGGAGAUUGCGAUGCGGCACCGUCACCUUCGGUGGCUUCCUGGGUCGAGAAGACCAAGAAUCCCUUCCGCGUGCGCGCUUCAGAUGGGAAGGCGAAUUGGAGUAAUAACCCGUGGGGUCAGCAGGGGAGCUGGGAUGGUAUUUCGCUGAUCUGA